GGUGUAUGCAUGUGUUUCAGCGCAUCUGUUGGUGAAGAUGAUUCCUCCUGGAGACUGUCUGUACGCUGGGAGGAAGAGGAGGAAACCCGUCCAGAAGCAAAAACCAGCGGCAGUGACGGAGAAAUCGAACCCGUCGAAGCGGCACCGCGACCGUCUGAACGCUGAGCUGGAGCGACUGGCCAGCCUGCUGCCCUUCUCCCCCGAGAUCAUCUCCAAACUGGACAAACUGUCUGUCCUGCGCCUGAGCGUCAGCUACCUGCGGGUCAAGAGCUUCUUCAGCGGUGAGUGUGUGUGUGUGUUCUUUGCUUUGAAGCUGGACUAUGCCAUUGAGUAA
Sinocyclocheilus rhinocerous is the source of this 334-nucleotide messenger RNA. Its product is annotated as aryl hydrocarbon receptor repressor-like. Gene Ontology annotation, cellular component: nucleus; aryl hydrocarbon receptor complex. The record is from RefSeq and is a predicted model, not a curated record. Gene Ontology annotation, biological process: response to xenobiotic stimulus; xenobiotic metabolic process; regulation of transcription by RNA polymerase II. Gene Ontology annotation, molecular function: protein dimerization activity; nuclear receptor activity; transcription cis-regulatory region binding. The transcript is spliced from 3 exons. Lineage: Eukaryota; Metazoa; Chordata; Actinopteri; Cypriniformes; Cyprinidae. Bases 38 to 334 code for a protein of 98 amino acids.